CUGUGAAGAAACAACACUUCAAAGUUCAAACCCCUCCAUAUUUCACUGUUGCUGCCUUUUGCAAUGGCAUUCUUAACAACAAUUAUGGUUUUAUUUACGAUCUCAUAUAUUUGUUUAUGGUUAACAAAGUUGGUAUUUGGGCGAGGGGAAACAUGCUAUAUGAUCGACUACGAAUGCUACAAGGCAACGAAGGAUACAAAGUUGGACACUGAACAGUGUACAAAGAUUGCUUCACGCAACAAGAAUCUGGGUAUCGAAGAUUACAGGUUUCUUGCAAAAACCAUGGUUAGUUCAGGCCUUGGUGAAGAAACUUAUGGUCCAAAAAGCAUCAUAUUGGGUGAAGAAGAACACCCAAAACUUGUUGAUUCUCUAUCAGAAUUAGAAUCCGUGUUCUACGAUACGCUGGAUAGAAUAUUUGCCAGAUCGAAAAUUUCGCCAUCUCAAGUUGAUAUACUUGUGGUGAAUGUAUCGCUACUCUCAACGGUGCCUUCUUUAACAGCUAGAAUCAUUAAUCAUUACAAUAUGCGGUCCGAUAUUAAGGCGUUUAAUCUCAUAGGAAUGGGGUGUAGUGCGAGUCUAGUUGCUAUCGAUCUGGUGCAACACUUGUUCAAGACUCAGAAGAAGAAAAUAGCCAUUGUUGUGAGCACAGAAGCAAUGUCAGCUCAUUGGUAUUGUGGGAGAGAAAGGUCCAUGAUGCUCUCUAACUGUCUUUUCCGGGUAGGAGGUUGUUCGAUGCUUUUAACCAACGACAGGGCUCGCAAGAAUCAGGCCAUUUUGAAGCUCAAAUGUAUGGUUCGAACCCAUUUGGCCUCGGAUGACGAAGCCUACAACUGCUGCAUGCAGGUUGAAGAUGACGAAGGAUAUGAAGGCUUUCGUCUCAACAAAACACUCACCAAAGUUGCUGCUCGAGCUUUGACGAAGAACCUACGGGUGCUUUUACCAAAAGUGCUUCCACUUCGGGAGAUAAUUCGUUAUGUAUUCCUGAAAUCUCGUUCGAAAAUCAAUGUGAAAACUGGAAUCGAACACUUCUGCAUACACCCAGGAGGAAGAGCUGUGAUAGAUGACGUGGGUGCAAGUCUAGGGCUAAGCGAGUAUGACCUUGAACCAGCCCGAAUGGCGCUGCAUCGUUUUGGGAACACUUCGUCUGGUGGGCUCUGGUAUGUUCUAGGGUACAUGGAGGCCAAGAAAAGGUUGAAGAAAGGUGACAGAAUCUUGAUGAUUAGCUUGGGUGCAGGUUUCAAAUCCAACACCUGUGUGUGGGAGGUCACCAGAGAUUUGGAUCGAACAAAUGUUUGGAAAGAUAUUAUCGAAAAUUACCCUCCAAAGAAGACCAUAAACCCUUAUAUUGCUAAGUACGCAUGGAUUCAUGAUAAAGACAUGGAUUUUGUGACAACUGAUGAUAUAAAGAUGAUGCUACUUGGUUCUGCUGCGUAGAGCAUUAUUUUUCAAAUAUUCAUCGCAUCAUGUUGCUUCCAUCUAUCAACGAUAGAUGCUCAUUUAUAAAGCUUAUUUUUCAUCACGAAUAAGAGACAAUAACGAGUCGUUGUCGACAUGUCCAAGUUAAGUGUGAUUAGGUUUCUAGUUAUUUGAACAUUUAGAUGUUUGAUAAACUGUCUACAUGAAAAUUAUGCGUAUUUUAAUAUACUGGUUUAAAAAGUAAA
Molecule: messenger RNA, 1661 nt
Organism: Lactuca sativa (garden lettuce)
Lineage: Eukaryota; Viridiplantae; Streptophyta; Magnoliopsida; Asterales; Asteraceae
Product: 3-ketoacyl-CoA synthase 19
Biological process (GO): fatty acid biosynthetic process
Cellular component (GO): membrane
Molecular function (GO): acyltransferase activity, transferring groups other than amino-acyl groups
Source: RefSeq, a predicted model, not a curated record